Messenger RNA from Penicillium salamii, 780 nucleotides. The record is from the annotation of a GenBank genome assembly. Lineage: Eukaryota; Fungi; Ascomycota; Eurotiomycetes; Eurotiales; Aspergillaceae.
AUGCAACCCCCACGAGUCUUGCGACUUGCUAGUCGCUCAAUUGAAUCAUUUCCCCUGCGCCCAAAUACGUGCCGGGCAUCACAAACACUCCGGACGAUAAGCACAUCACAACGGCCCGGCAUUCAGCCUCUCUCCAAAGGAUGCAAACCUUCUCGACGAGCCUUUGGUCUUCCAUCUCUAUCAUCAUUUCUUCCCUCGAGCGGCAAUGGCAAUAACUCCCCCCACCGCGUUCUAACAGCAACCCGCAACCUCCCCUACAACCCAGCCUUGCUAUUCAAAGUGAUCGCCUCCGUCGAAUCCUACAGCCAAUUCCUCCCCUUCCUCACCGCCUCCACCGUGACAGCACGAGACCCCGAAACAGGCUACCCCACGCAAGCGUUCUUGACAGUAGGGUACGGCCCGCUCAGCGAGACGUUCACAUCGCGCGUGGACUGCAAUGUGGAGAAAUUGACGGUCGAGGCUAAAAGCGGGGACAAAUAUGGGAAGGAAGGCCAAGACAAGCAGACCAAGGGCUCUUCGAGCUCUUCCGGACUUGCUGGGUUCUUCCCUGGUGGUAACGAGGGUCUCUUCGAAUACCUCACCACAAAGUGGGAGCUUGUCCCUCUCUCGCCUGCUGAGGCCCAGGGUGGACCAUUGACGAAAGUCAAUCUCGAGGUGCGGUUCGAGUUCCGUUCGCAGAUGCAUGCUACUAUCAUGAGUUCUGUUGAGGGUCAGAUGGCUGGAGUUAUGAUUGAGGCUUUUGAGAAGCGGAUACGAGAGGUCGAGGGCAAAGGCUUGUAA